Messenger RNA from Cyprinodon variegatus (sheepshead minnow), 2418 nucleotides. Its product is annotated as multiple epidermal growth factor-like domains protein 10. The coding region runs from base 1 to 2403 and encodes 800 amino acids. NCBI's taxonomy places the organism in Eukaryota, Metazoa, Chordata, Actinopteri, Cyprinodontiformes, Cyprinodontidae. The record is from RefSeq and is a predicted model, not a curated record. The transcript has 16 exons. Gene Ontology annotation, molecular function: protein binding. Gene Ontology annotation, cellular component: membrane.
AUGGUGGAGGCUUCAAUCAGCCAGCUGAGGCCGCUGCUAGGUGAGAUUUAUCCUCCUCUGGGUUCCUGGGGCCCUCUGGGCUCCACUGACCAGCGCAGCCGCAGCCACUCUGCCUGUGGCUUCUGGGGGCUGCAGUGUGGACGGCCAGGCAGCUGUUCACACCACAGCUCUGCCUGUGAGGGAGCCGCAGGCCUGGAUGUGUCGGAGCAAAGCAACCAGGAGACAAACUGCUGGAUAGAGCGUUACCGCGGUUACCUGAUCCAUCACCUGGAGGACCUGCCCUCUGAGCUUCAGCUCUGCAGAACUUUCCCCACUUUAAACCAUAACCAGGUGUCGGUCGGUCCUGGUACCGGAACCACCAGGCUGAAGGGGUUAAAGCCAGACUGGAUCAGAACCCAACAGAACUGUUUGUCCUUUGCCUCCAGCUACACCACCUCAGUGAAGGAGUCCUACUCCCAUCCUUAUGACCAUGUGAUGGAGGUUCCGUGCUCGGACCCGCGGACGUCCUACCGAUGCCAGAAUCACAGGAUCACCUACAGAACAGCCUACAGGCAGGCGGUAAGGACCCAGUACCGCAGGAGGUACCACUGCUGUCCGGGCUUCUAUGAGAGCCGGGGCCAAUGUGUCGCUCACUGCACCAAGGAAUGCGUCCACGGUCGCUGCGUCGCUCCAAACCGCUGCCAGUGUGAGAAAGGAUGGCGAGGAGACGACUGCUCCAGCUCCUGUGAUGAAAAACACUGGGGUCCAGAAUGCAGCCAGGUGUGCAAAUGUGAAAACGGAGCCCACUGUGAUCCUGUGAAGGGGUCCUGUCAGUGUCCUCCCGGGUUCAUUGGAUCCUCCUGCGAGGACGCCUGUCCAGCUGGGACCUUUGGGAAGGGCUGUCUGCAGAGCUGCAGGUGUAAGAACGGAGGGUCCUGUGACAGAGCAACUGGAGAAUGCACGUGUCCGCUCAGCUUCACCGGGACUUUCUGUGAGAAGACGUGCAGAAAGAGAUGCCAGCCGCGGUGCUCCUGCCAGAAUGAUGGCCACUGUAAGGGCAAAGGGGUCUGCGCCUGUCCGUCUGGAUGGACGGGUGCUGUCUGCACGGAACCAUGUCCUGAUGGGAAGUUUGGACCAAACUGCACAGAGGAGUGUGUUUGCCACAAUGGCGGUAAAUGUGACCCUUUAACUGGACACUGCCAAUGCAACGCAGGGUUCACCGGGGACAGGUGUCAGGAGGAGUGCGCUGCAGGAACCUAUGGCCAGGACUGCAAAGGUGUGUGUGACUGUGCCAACGGUGCACGGUGCUUCAACAUCGACGGCAGCUGCCUGUGUGAGCCGGGGUUCAGGGGGCCUCAGUGCAGGAACCCGAUGUGUCCGCCGGGGAACUAUGGGGUUCACUGUGAGCAGAAGUGUCUCUGUGAGGAGAAGCACACUCUGAGCUGCCACCCCAUGAAAGGAGAGUGCACAUGCCAGCCGGGCUGGGCGGGGCUGUUCUGUAACGAGACGUGUCCUCGUGGGUUCUACGGUCCCGGCUGCGUGGAGCCAUGUCUCUGUGUGAACGGGGGCAUGUGUGACGGCGCCACGGGACGAUGCCAGUGUCCCCCCGGCUUCAUGGGUGUACACUGUGAGAGUCCCUGUAAGGGCGCCACCUAUGGGAAGAACUGCUCCCUGAAGUGUUCCUGUGAGAACUUCAUUGACUGCUCCCCGCUGGAUGGAUCCUGCUUCUGCAAAGAGGGCUGGCGGGGGCCCGACUGCUCGGCCCCUUGUGCUCAGGGCACCUGGGGCCCCGGAUGCAACUCCACCUGCCGCUGCUCCAAUGGGGCCACAUGCGACCCGGCGGAUGGAUCCUGUUCCUGCUCAGCUGGAUGGCGGGGGGCCCAGUGUGAGCAGCCGUGUGGGGUGGGCACAUUUGGGCCGGGCUGCCUGAAGAGGUGCGACUGUGUCCAUGGCAGCGGCUGCCAGGCAACCAGCGGGGAGUGCGACUGUCUGCCAGGCUGGAUGGGGCCCCGCUGCAGUGACCCUUGUCCAGAAGGCCAGUGGGGCCCCCACUGCAACCGCUCCUGCUCUGAGCACUGUCCCAACAGCGACACAUGUUUGAGAAAAACAGGGGAGUGUGUCUGUCGCCCAGGGUACAGCGGCGCCGCCUGUCAGAACACCUCCUCAGAGAAGGCCGACAGCGUCAUGGUCCCUCUGCCUCCAGGAGAGAAGGAGUCAUGGGGGGCCAUCGCAGGCAUUGUGGUGCUGGUCCUCCUGGUCGUCCUGCUGCUGGCUCUGCUGCUUCUUUACCGCCGCCGGCAGAAGGACAAGCAGAGCAACACGCCAACCGUGUCCUUCUCCAGCAGCCGCACCGUCAACUCAGAAUACGCCGCCCCAGGUAUGAAACUCAAAGGCUGUGUGAGACCCAGACGAGGACCCCUCUGACUCAACACCCUCCCU